GCGANCCACCUCCACCGCCUCCAUCCUCUCCCCCUCCCCCGCCACCAUCACCACCUCCUCUAUCCUCUCCAACAACAGAUAACAGGGCAGAUGGUGGUGUUGCUGAUGAUUUGAGUUCUUUUGGUCGGUCGGCUGAUAAUAUGCCAGACGGUGAAAAAAGGGUUGCAACAGAGAAUGGAGAAACACUUAGAGAUUUUCCCCCUCCUCCGCCUAAGCCAGCUGAAAAAGAGGUUGUUCGGAACAUCGAGGUGCUAUGCCAGUACAUUGCAAAGGUUGGACAUGAUUUCGAAAACUUGGCUCGUGUGAAGGAGGCUGGCAAUCCACAGUUCUCCUUCUUGUUUGGAGGUGAACCUGGAAGUGCUGCUGCUAUCGGCCACGAGUAUUUCCAGUGGAUGAAAAGGAAAUGUUGUUCAGAACCAAAUUUGAGUCAAGAAACUAAGGAGAAUAAUAUGAGUCAACAGACUAAGGAGAAUUGCGCAUUGUCAAGACCAUUGAUUGCAGGCACUUCAUCAGAUGUUCUUAGCAUAGAACGUGAGGGUUCACCUGCUGUGUCGGAUAUGGACAUGGAGGAGGAUGAUGAUCUGGCUUAUGGGAAUAACUCAAAUAAAGCUUCAACUGAAGAGCCUCUAUCUAGAACAAAUGAGAAGUAUUUUCUUGAAAAGUCCUUACAGGCACCGCAGAGUACAACAGAGCGGCUCAUUCCAGAAGGUGCUGUUUCUAGCAAUAUAUCAUCUGUGGCAACAUCUUCACUUCUGCAUGAUGGGAAAGAUGACAAUGAUUUACCAUUUAUUGAAGAUGUUAGCCCAGUUAAGGCUACGCAAAGCCCGACAGUGUCCAUGAAAGAUGAGAGCCCAUUCCGUCUUAUAGAAGGCUAUUCUUCGGAUGGAAGUGGAGAAAAUGACAGGAGGGAAUGUGCAGGUGACAUCACCGAAGCUAUGGCUUCCACGUCUGCUUUAGAAAAUGUAUUGGGCCCAGGGAAAGAUAAGGAUCUGGAAUUAGAAUCGACUUUUAAUGUCAAGGGCACUGUUAGUGGAUCCAAAAUUCAAGCAGUUUCUGGCAAAUCUUCAACUAUGAUAAGUGAAACUGCCUAUGAUAGUUCCUGCCCGCCAAAAGCCUCAUCACCAAUUUUUAAUCCUUCACAGGGUAACAAUAUUGUUGAAGUUCGUAGGAUAGAAGGUGACCAUCGAGAUGAAAAGGUUCAGUUAGAGGGUGCACAGGGUCCAUCUAUACUCAAAGUGGAUGAGUUUGGGCGCUUGGUUAGAGAAGGUGUCAGUGACAGUGAGUCUGAUGGGGCCCAAUAUGGUCGAAGGGGUGGUAAGAGGGUAAGGAGGAGGCGCAGCCGAUCACCUCAUGAAAGUAGACAGAGGCGAAGGACCCAUAACUCUAGGAAAAGGCUUGACCGGAGCUGCAGUUCGUCUCCUAGGAGGGGCAGGAGCAAGUCGCCGCCUUCUUUUAGGCGGGCCGAUCUACAUUCAAAACGUGAAAGGGAUCAACGCCCAGAAUGCUCCAACUUCAUUCGAGGCCGAUGCUUUCUUGGAACAUCUUGUCGGUUGCUCCAUUGUGAUAGCGGUCAGCAGAGGAACAAGCUGCGUAAUUAUAAAGACUCCCAUCAAGAUUCAGUAGAAUAUAGUUUGCAUGAAACAACACAGGUUAGUGAAGCACUACCUAAUGUUAGUCCCCAAAAAAGCAUGGAUGGAAAUCUUGACCAGAAAAUCACAAUUAGCACUGUAAAGGAUCAAGCACCAAAGGAUUUACACCGCACAGAGGAGUCGCAGGAUUUAUCUAAUGUUAGUGAAAAAAGGGAAGAAGGAACAAAAGAUUUAUUUAACUCUUCCCACUCAAUACCUACGCAUAGUGGUUUAUCAUCUACUCAGUCUUUACAAGCAAUAGCUUUUGCCUCUGUUUCUGAUUCUCAAAAUGUUCAGAAUCUACUCCCUGCAUCUCAGCCAGUUUCAGAUCAUGCUUCUUCAGCCUUGCCAAAUCAAGGACGAAGCUCGAUGGGCGAGCCACCCACAAAUUACAGUCUAAUUGGUAUUAGUGCACCAUUUUCUUCAGACCGUCAUCGACUAUCCACAAUUACUGGCGACUUUAACUCUGAGAGUACACAUCCUCCAAGGCAUAUGUGGCCUAAUUUACCCCCACCACCAUUACAACCACCAUUGCAGUUUCUGCAAAAUUCUGUAGCACCACCUGGACCUUUCCAUUCGGUGGAGUCUUUUCAUCAACUUCCCAUGCACAUAGAUGAGUAUAAAGGGAGGGCUUUUCCUAUUGGGUAUCAGAAGGAUCAAGCACUUGAUGGGAAAGACAGGUUUUUUCACCCUCCAAAUACUGGAGGAUCUCACAUACCUCAUCAAUCCUUUCUUCGUGAAAAUGCAUCAGUCCCAUUUCCUGAACCUGGCUCUGGUUCUUUCUCUCGGGACAAUAUUGUGCAUCCUCCUUUACCUUUCUCAGAAAGUAGGACCUUGCCUUUUGCUCUCCAACAACCUUCAUAUGGCCAACAACCUCUUGCUGGUUGUAUUAUACCUUCUGGCUCGUCUAUGGUUGAUCCACCAAUCCAGAGAAUGCCUUCGAGCUUUCUUGAAAGCAAUUUUCUGCCUCAUGUUGUUAACAUGCCUAAAUCAUCUAUUAUGACCCGCUACAACCCAUAUGCAUCUACUUUUGAGCAGACACCUUCGAGCUUGAAGAUUAUUUCUGAUCUUUCUGGACAAGCAGAUGAUGCAGAGUAUAAAUCAAAAUACAAUCUCUCCUCGAGUUCAGGCCCUGAUCCAGUCUGUGGGCCCAGUUCAAGGAGUGCAGCUACGCCACCGGAUCUUAGACUGCCCAUUGGCCACUUGCCUAGACCCGUCGAUUAUGUUCGUGAAGUUAUUGGUGACAUUUUACCUAAUGUGCCAAGGCAGUCUAUUCCAGAACCUGCUCCUGGUGCACUGUAUGAUCCACUGGCCGACAGCAUAGAAUUAUCUAUCAACACAGUUAAAAAAUUAGGUCUCAGUAAAGAGCAAAACCUUCAUACCGAAGCUGAAGAGAACAUUAAGCAGAAAGGAAGGCUGCUUACUGAAUCAGAAGCUGAUGAACUUGGUGAGGUGGCUAGCCCUCUGCCUUCAAGCCCGGGAGUUGCAGGUGAUGCCGGGAACUCAGGUGCUGGUGAGAUUGAGACCAUUCAAGUUGGAUCGCCUGAAAAGAGAAAGAAGAGCAAGGACUCGAGGUCGAUGAAGCUUUUCAAGAUCGCCCUGGCAGGUUUUGUAAAGGAACUUCUGAAGCCGUCGUGGAGGCAAGGGAACAUGAGCAAAGAGGCCUUCAAGACCAUUGUGAAGAAGACGGUUGACAAAGUCUCUGGUGCGAUGCCGAGCCAUCAGAUCCCGAAAACACAGGCGAAGAUCAAUCACUAUGUUGAAUCUUCCCAAAGGAAACUCACCAAGUUAGUUAUGGGUUAUGUCGACAAAUAUGUCAAGAUAUAGAUGAUGAUCAUUAUGCAGGAGAAUACAAGGACCGACCUCACUUUCUUUCAUCAUGGCAUUUCCCAUAUUUCCACCCUUAAAGCAUGAAGACUUGCAGAAAAGGAGUGGCUGUUUUUGAAGAUAUGUAUUCUUGGAACAGCUAGUCACACCUACAGGGGAUCUUAGCAGUUCUGUCGAGCAAAAACUGUAUGUAUGUAACCCAUGUAUCUCUGGAUUUUAAUUGCUUUUCUCAACUUUUUUCUGCCAAUUCUAGAUAAUCACUUGUAAAGUUUGUGUUAAUUUACUGUGAGUAGUUUAUUUCCAUUCCACUGUUUCACUGGGGGAGCCUCCCUAUAAAGAAAAUACUGACAAAGAAGAAUAGGAUACAGUGCCAUGGUAAUUAAGUUGAAUUUUUGGUGUUAGGUAUUUAUUUAUUUUUAUGUAGGAAUAGAAUAUCCUCUUGGAACAGUGACUUAAGAAAUUUUAUUUUCCACACUAA
This is a messenger RNA of Ananas comosus (pineapple), 3933 nucleotides long. RefSeq lists its product as uncharacterized. Gene Ontology annotation, biological process: RNA processing. The coding region runs from base 141 to 3455 and encodes 1104 amino acids. NCBI's taxonomy places the organism in Eukaryota, Viridiplantae, Streptophyta, Magnoliopsida, Poales, Bromeliaceae. Gene Ontology annotation, molecular function: RNA binding; metal ion binding. The record is from RefSeq and is a predicted model, not a curated record. The transcript has 5 exons.